Molecule: messenger RNA, 489 nt
Organism: Trichomonas vaginalis G3
Lineage: Eukaryota; Parabasalia; Trichomonadida; Trichomonadidae
Exons: 1
Source: RefSeq, a predicted model, not a curated record
AUGGAUAGAAAAUCUGCUAGAAUAAAAGCAGAGUUAGAAAGAUAUGGUUGGAAAGUUUCGAAGAAUUUUAAAUAUAGGAAGGGAAGACCCAUAAAAGUCUAUGACAAACUGGCUGGUCUUCGCUAUGAAAUGGACUUAGAAACAGCACGCGCAAACUAUCCAAACAGAUUAGAGAGGUUAGAAGAAGAACGUCUUAUGGACAUACCUUUCGAUGUUACUGAGCCUCAAGUUGAAGGACACGACGGCUUUGCCAGAUUCUACUGGAAACAUGACGAACAAUUGCAUCCUUUGAGAAGGAAAAAAGGAAAAGGUGCUCCCAUGGAAAGAACAAGAUAUGCAUAUGAAAAGUACCGUGAAGUUAGAAGUCAAAUUACAUCUGGUCGAACCUUUACAGUAAACUUUGACGAAGGAAAGAACAAAGAAGGCUUCAUGGGAGUACUUGCUGCAAUUCAAGAUGGAAAUAAGAAAGGAUACAAUCUCAGAUUGACC